AUGUCCAACCUGAAGCUUGUUACUGGCAAAGACCUGAAGAUGAUACUUCAAUUCCCAGCAAGAAUUCUGCAGCCGUCAACUAUCUUAUUUCCUAGUCAUCUGUCUCUGGUUAAUCUUGGUUAUUCCUCCGCUGUCACUCCACACAUGCUAUCAGACUUCUUAAGGAAGGCCCAAAAUCUGUGCCCACUGGUGAUCGGAUGCUACCUCAUGGGCUUUGUGAAUGCAACCACCCAGACCAUUCUGACGUUCCGUCUAUCCUUCUCUGACUCCACUGUCAUUAACCACUUUUUCUGUGACCUCCUUCCCCUGCUGGAACUGUCCUGCUCCAACACCCAUGGCAACGAGACCGUACUACUCCUGUUUGCAGUCUUCCUGGGCAUGUUCACAUCUGUAGAAAUCUUCCACUCUUAUAUAUUCAUCUUCGCCACCAUUUUGAGGAUUGGCUCUGCUGAAGGGAGAUGCAAAGCUUUUUCUAUCUGCACCUCCCACCUGGCAGCUGUGACUAUUUUCUACGGGACCACAGUCUUUAUGUAUGUGCGGCCAAGCUCCAGCUACUCCCUGGACUCGGACAAAGUGACCUCUGUUUUCUAUACAGUGGUAAUCCCCAUGUUGAAUAUCAUGAUCUACAGCCUGAGAAAUAAGGAGAUGAAGAAUGCCAUGAGCAGGUGUAUAUACCAAGGAUAUGGGAUUUCAUGA
Tachyglossus aculeatus (Australian echidna) is the source of this 696-nucleotide messenger RNA. RefSeq names its product olfactory receptor 1038-like. Gene Ontology annotation, biological process: sensory perception of smell; G protein-coupled receptor signaling pathway. The transcript has 3 exons. The record is from RefSeq and is a predicted model, not a curated record. Gene Ontology annotation, molecular function: odorant binding; olfactory receptor activity. Gene Ontology annotation, cellular component: membrane. Bases 1 to 696 code for a protein of 231 amino acids. NCBI's taxonomy places the organism in Eukaryota, Metazoa, Chordata, Mammalia, Monotremata, Tachyglossidae.